CUCCAAAAGUGGCUCAUGGCUCAUUUUAUGAAACGCCACCUCAUCAGCUUCUGCACAACUUUGGCGCCGCCUCCCUCUCUAGUCCCCGCCACCGUAACCAUCUUUUAUACUCUUUCACAAGUCACCACCGAGACCAUGACCGUCAUUAUACCUUCUCUCCCACAUGCGCACCUUAGCGCUCCUCCCCUCCCCAUGUCUAUCCUGCGCCGACUCCCCUUCCACUCCUUAACCCCCUGCCAUUACCGCCCUCGCCGUCGAUUCGCUACUCUUGCCGCAGUUCGGCAAGAUACCACCGUCUGGACCCCAACGCCGAUCUCAUCAAUCGAGACAGCCGCCGAGUCCCUCUUCCACAUCAGCAUCGACGUGUCGAGCUCUCCGGACCUCGCGGCCUCACAUACCUUACCGGGACAGUACCUCCAGCUGCGGCUCCCUGAUGUGGAGAAACCUUCUUUCCUGGCCAUAGCUUCUCCGCCGUCACUGGCGGCCUCAAGCGGAGCGUUCGAGUUUUUGGUGAAGAGCGUGGCGGGUUCGACGGCUGAGCUUUUGUGUGGGUUAAAGAAAGGGGAUGUGGUUGAGCUUAGUCAAGCGAUGGGAAACGGCUUUAAUAUUGAUAAGAUCGAUCCGCCCGAGGAUUAUCCGACGGUUUUGAUUUUCGCUACUGGGUCAGGAAUCAGUCCAAUUCGAUCUCUCAUUGAGUCAGGAUUUGGUGCUGAUAAGAGAUCAGAUGUGAGGCUUUAUUAUGGGGCUAGAAACCUCAGGAGAAUGGCUUAUCAGGAUAGGUUUAAAGAGUGGGAAUCUUCUGGUGUCAAGGUCGUGCCAGUAUUAUCACAGCCAGAUGAUAGUUGGACUGGUGAAAGUGGCUAUGUACAGGCUGCCUUUUCUAGGGCCAAGCAAAUUCAUAGCCCUAAGGGCACUGGUGCAGUUCUUUGUGGACAAAGACAAAUGACUGAGGAAGUGACUUCAAUACUUGUAGCAGAUGGAGUUUCGAGUGAGAAGAUCCUAAAGAACUUUUGAUGGAGUUAAAACGGAACUUUUAUUAUUUGUUGUAUCAUUGAGGAAAAGCUGAUAAUUAAUUCUUUCUCACCAUAGCUAAGAAUGAAAGCACACGCUUGGCUAAUAAACACUUUAUGUUUGGGAGCUAAUUCAUUCAGCUUCUAAUGUUUUUGCUGAAGCCAACUCUGAGUAAUUAUGACUGAGUUGGGUGAUUCACUCCUGUUAGUCUUUUCAUUUUUUGAAAUCACAGCAAGAAAACAAUAUUCUUGCUCCAUAAGGAAAUAGGUAGGGAGGAGAAUCGAUGAUGUAUUUUCAAUUGUUCAUAGAUCAGAAGUUAUUUUCUUGUAA
Gossypium raimondii (Peruvian cotton) is the source of this 1341-nucleotide messenger RNA. Its product is annotated as fruit protein pKIWI502. Lineage: Eukaryota; Viridiplantae; Streptophyta; Magnoliopsida; Malvales; Malvaceae. The record is from RefSeq and is a predicted model, not a curated record. Bases 16 to 1014 code for a protein of 332 amino acids. The transcript has 5 exons. Gene Ontology annotation, molecular function: oxidoreductase activity.